UCAUAAUAUAAUCAGAUUUGAACCAUUAAGAGAAAUCCUCCCUGCAGGCAGCCAAUUAGAUCUCUAUAAAUACAUUCACAUGAUCUUCUCUCUGUUCCCAAUAACAUAUUCAACUACACAUCAUUUCCCAACCUCCUAGAUAUAUACAAUAGCUAGUUAACACUAUAGCAGGAGAAAUGGAGGCGUACUCUGCUUGCAAAAGCUUGAUGUUGACCCUGUUGACAAUUGUUUUAUUCAUCUCGCUAACACAGCCAGCAGUUACAGCAGCCAAAGACUCUAACACAGCCUACACAAACUUCGUCAAGACCAAAUGCAACAUCACCACAUAUCCUUCACUUUGCCAGAAAACACUAAUACCCUAUGCCUCAUCAGUGAAAAGCAACUCCACAAAGCUGUGCAUACAAGCCCUUAAUGUAGCCAUAAAAGGCGCACGCGACGCCUCUGUUAUUGUCUCGAGACAGAAAGAACAGAAGGGAAUAACUGCUAUUAAAGACUGCAUGGAAGAUGUCAAGGAUGCAGUGUACGAACUCAAGCUGGCUGUUGAAGCAAUGGGACAUUUGGGUGAUGAAGAUAAAGAAUUUCAGUUGGCUAAUGCCAAGACAUAUGCAAGUGCUGUAAUAACAGACGCAGAUUCAUGCACUGAUGGUUUCUCCGAACGGAAGGUAAAUCCAGAUGUGAAGGACAUCAUAAAUAGAAGCAUGUCAGUUAUUAUUAAACUGUCCAGCAAUGCGUUGUCACUCAUUAAUCAUCUUUAUGUAUAGUACUCUCUGUUUGUGGAUCGUGGCAUGAGCUUCAGCUCUGAUUGAUUGGAAUUUGGAAUUAAUAAUGCACACGAGUUUAGUUUCUUCUUAUAAUAUUCCGGAUAUGAUAUCUUGAUUAAUCUCUGUAAAUAUAGUUAAUCUCAUGAAUCCACUUUUUUGAAGUA
This is a messenger RNA of Nicotiana attenuata, 925 nucleotides long. RefSeq names its product 21 kDa protein-like. Gene Ontology annotation, biological process: negative regulation of catalytic activity. The transcript has a single exon. Lineage: Eukaryota; Viridiplantae; Streptophyta; Magnoliopsida; Solanales; Solanaceae. Gene Ontology annotation, molecular function: enzyme inhibitor activity. Bases 177 to 761 code for a protein of 194 amino acids. The record is from RefSeq and is a predicted model, not a curated record.